Molecule: messenger RNA, 2747 nt
Organism: Musca domestica (house fly)
Lineage: Eukaryota; Metazoa; Arthropoda; Insecta; Diptera; Muscidae
Product: secernin-2
Exons: 4
Coding region: 652-1731 (359 amino acids)
Biological process (GO): proteolysis
Molecular function (GO): dipeptidase activity; cysteine-type exopeptidase activity
Source: RefSeq, a predicted model, not a curated record
GAUUUUUCGCCGCAAUUAAAACAACAUCUUUUUAACUGUGUCGUCGCUCUGUCGCUUUUGUGUGUUCGUUCGGUGGUGGUCUAUCAGCUAAACGACGGUCGGUUGUUUUGAUUUGAAUUGGUGUGACUUUUUUUAUUGGCUAAUGAACAAUAUUUUCUUAAAAUAAUUGUUGGUCUCAUUAAACCGGAGUUUGGCGAGUCUCUCUCUCUCCCGCUGUGUGUGUGUGUGUCGCUCUCUCUCUCUGUCUGUCUCACUUGCGGUGAGUGUGGUGGAGAUUUCUCUGUCUCUAAUUCGGGCUCUUUGUUGCGUACGGUACAUUGACGUUGGCUGGCAUCAAUACGUGUGUGUUUGGCACAGUAGUAACUUACCGCUGUUGGCCGACUGCUGGCCGCCGUUCGCCGAUCAUUGUUUAAUCGUCGUUUCGUUGUCGUCUUCACAAAGAGGAAAACAGAAAAUCAAUUAUUUUGGGCGAGAAUUAUUAACCAAUUAUUUGUUGGCAGCUAAUUAAUUGCAAAGACAAAUUUCUUUGUCUGGAAGAUUCUAUAACAGUUUCGUCUAAUUUGGAGUGUUCGGAUAAAAUACAAAAAGAAGAAGAAGAGGUUUUACUUUGUAACGGAAGUAAACGGAAGUAAACGGAAGUCAGAGGGGAAAAUGAGUGAUAGCACUCAAGGUAAUUGUUUUGUGGCUAUGCCACCAAACACUGCCUCGGAUACUGUCAUCAUUGGCCGUAACUCGGAAAAUCCCAGCCUGGUGGGUGUGGCCCAAGAGGUGGCCUACUAUGAGCCAUCGGAAUCCUUGGAGGGCAAGGCCCAUUACUUGCCCGAUUGCACCCCCCUCCGUGUGGUCUUGCAAAAACCCAGUCCCGGUGUCUGGGGUGGUGAUUGCGGCUCCAAUGAACGUAGCGUCAGCAUUGCCAUAACCUGGGCCAAUGAAAUCAAGGGCGAGGUAACCGUCUACGAUGUGAUCCGCCUGGCUUUGGCCUCCUCGGAAACGGCCGAUGAUGCUUUCGAUUGCAUUUUGGAAUUGAUAACGCGCUAUGGGGAUGAUGAUGCCAAGUUUAGCUUGAUUGUUGGUGAUCCUACCAAGGUAUGGAUCAUCAGUUGUGCCGGCAAGAAUUGGGCUGGCCAGCAAAUCUUGAAGGGUGUUCAUCAUUUGCCCAAUGACGGUAUGGCUGUAACCAAGGACUAUGAGAAAUCCAAUGAGGAUCUGGGUGAAACGUUGAGGAAACGGGCCCGCUGGGAUGGUGAGGGUGAAAUUGAUUUCGCUGCGGCCUUUGAUAGCACCCCCACGGCCUCGACGAAAUGGUGUGGUGAUAAACCACCCGACGACGGGACAUUUACGGUAACGGAUAUGUUUGAGACUUUACGUUCGGCAGCCAAGGAAGAAUCAUCACGUUCGGCAUCGGUCUUUGUACUCUCCAAGAAUGGCAUUUCAUCGCAUUGGUUUACGGCUACUCCGAAUACAAGUGAGUCGGUAUUUAAACCAUUCGUUUUUGCACCCAAACCGAAGAUAUCGCCGCUGACCAAGGCUCCACCGGAUGGUGGGAGUGUGACACUGCUGCACAAGUUACAUGGACAACGAAAGGUAUCGGCAUUGGAACAUUUGAAGGCAUUGGAAGCGGCUUGUGUUGAAGAGGUAACGGCCUAUUUGAAGGAACAUCCAACUGUUACCGAGGAACUGGAUGAGCUGAUGAAAGAUUGCGUUGAGGCUGAGGUGAAAUUUUAUCGUUAAAAUAAUACCUGAACCUCGGCCUCGGCCGCAUGCUGACGACGUUGACACGACCCCUUGGCAAAUGGAUAAAUGGUUUAAUGCAUAACGAUUUAAUGGUUACAGUUAUUGGUUUUCGAAACUGGGUUGACAAACUGGCUAAAAAUGUCUAAAGGCUCAAUGAUUUUUGGUUCACAUGGUUUGGAAUUGUUUACCGCGGAAGGCAUGAUUUUUUAGGAUACACUGACCCUUGGCAAAUGUUUAAAUGGCUAAUGAUUUUCACGAUAAUAUCUAUUAAGUAAAGUCUCAAAAUCAUAAGCUUGAUUUUAAAAUCAUCAAAAAAACAAAAAUUAUAAAUCAAAUUAUUAAAGAAAAAAAAUAACACAAAAGUAAUGCAACAAAAUUUGGUAAAACCUUGAAAACAAACUCGCAUAACUCAAAACCUCGCUUCAUAAUUUUUGGAAUUAUGAUAUAUAAUACAAAAAAAAAAAAAAAAAACAACAAAACAAACAAAAAACUUAGUUAUGUAAGCAAAAAAAAAAAAAAAUAUUAAAAAAAUUAAUAUUUAAAAGACGAAAAAACAAAAGAAAAACCACCCGGCCAGGACCCAGGAUUUUGUGAUGAUGCUGGCUUCAAACAGCCACCCUCAAAAAAAUACGAAAUCCUGUUUAAAUAUUUUUUUUUGCUAUUAUUUUGACUUAGGAAGCUUUGGGUUAUUUUAUUCCUGAUCAGUUUAAAAUGUCCCCAAGCUUCCUUGAGAGAUAAUUAUAUUAUUUACAAUUUUCCACCAGAUUUGACACAAUCCAGGCCUCGAUUUGGCCCUGGAUUGCCUUAACCGGACUUACCGUUCCAGAGAUAAUUUUAACCAGACUUUGACCGAAUAUUAACACAUACUUUUCAAUGAAUAAAUCCACAUUCAAAACCUUGAUAUUUCCACACAACAACAAAAAAAAAAUAUCAAACACGAAAACCACAAAGUUUCGCCCAACAUGACCCUGGGCGGGACUUUGUUUCUUAACUUUAUUAAUAAUAAUAAUAAA